GCGCAAGAGUGAGAAGGAAGCGUAACGCAAACGCUUACGCACAAAGGGAAAACACACGCUGCAGCAGAGCAAGCGGCGCCAUUUUCCUUGUCGACCGGGGCGGCGGCGGCAAAGACGACGGUGGAAAAGCACAGCACACAGGGAUUUUCAUUUCUCCGCCCAUCCACGGCGACCCGGCCCGGUCGAUUGGGUCGGAAGGGACCAGGGGCCGAACGGUGCGUUAUUGGCAUCAAUCGGAACGAGACGGAGAUGAGUGAGUGCGAUACAUGUAUGGGUGGAAAGAAGCGGUACCUAAAGGACGCGCUCGCUGGUGGAAAAACACCGGGGCAGCGGGCAGCCGGGAAAGGAAACAGAACGGAAGUGUAGCGCGUGCAAAAUUUUCACAAUUUUCCACAAAGUUAAAAUAACAUUUUCAUUCUUGCCUUCGUCGGUGCCGGUCACACACAGGUCCGUCCGGGCUUGGUUUGUCGGAAGUGUCGUUCGGUGUGUGUUGUGUCGUUCGCUCGUGAGGACUCGUGAGGACGUUUUACAGCAGGGACAUUCUGAUGAAAUUUACUGCUUGGUGGUGUGUUAAUAUUUUCGUACGAUAAAAAGGCGAUACAGUGAAGCAUUCAGCAGUGAAGUUUAACAUAAAUAAGAAUAUUUGCAUCGUGUCAAAGGAUAGUAAAGGCAAGUGAAUUUCGUAAGCAUAAACUGUGAAGUAUGUGGCAAUGAGUUGUUUUCUUCCGUUGAACAGUGAUCACUCAGUACUAGUUAAAUAGGCAAGUGUAACAUCGCAAGACCUAACAAGUGUACAAAGAAAAUGAAGUGAUUCUAUCAAGUGUAGAUUUAAAUUACCUUAAAAAAAAAGUUCCCUUUCGAAGGCACAAAAUGAUGCAUCCGGUUAUGACAUCUCCUCUCGAUCUCCGGCCGUCGGGAUUGCUCUCGAUGAGCGUCUCCCCUACGCAUAACGCCUCCUUGAACGAAUCAUCGACCCACUCACAGCAGCAGCACUACCAUGACCAUCCACAUCUGCAGAGCAUGCAGUCGCACCAGGGCCAUCAUCACAACCAGCACCAGCAGGCACCGUCGGGACAACGGUCCAGUGGUGCAAGCCGCAACCGGUCGCGCAGUACUUCCAGCUCCGACAAUGGAACACCGUCCAGUGGACAGAAGCCCCAACAGCAGCAGCAGCCCGAUUCGGACAAUGGCACCGAAGCGGGAGAAGGUGCAACGUCGGGUGGUGGUGGUGGCAAAUCCGGGAGCCAUCGAUCGCAAAGUCUAGUGAAGCCACCGUACUCCUACAUCGCCCUGAUCACGAUGGCAAUCUUGCAGUCGCCGCAGAAGAAGCUGACGCUUAGUGGAAUAUGCGAGUUUAUUAUGACACGGUUUCCCUACUACAAAGAAAAGUUCCCCGCCUGGCAGAACUCCAUCCGGCACAAUCUCAGCCUGAACGAUUGCUUCAUCAAGAUCCCGCGCGAACCGGGCAACCCGGGCAAGGGCAACUUCUGGACGCUGGAUCCGCUGGCCGAGGACAUGUUCGACAAUGGCAGCUUUCUGCGACGUCGGAAGCGCUACAAACGCACCACCCUCGCCCAAAGCAUGGCUUUCCCGGGCGUGUUUGCACCUUUCGCACCGUUCUGGAUACGCAAACCGGUGCCCGUGAUUCCGAUGCAUCAGUUCGGACCGGCGCACGCGGCGGCAGCGGCUGCUGCUGCGUCCGCCUCGGUCGGAGGGUUUGGCGGUGAUGGUGGACCACUGGGAGCGGCACUGGGACCGGGCCGGGCGGGUGAUUUCCUGCUCGAUAGCAAACUGAACCUGUUCGGGACGGUCAAGAUCGAUGAUCUGAACGUGGCGAUGAUGGAGAACAGUGACUUUCUGCAGCGAAACGUGGAUAGUCUGAAGAUCUCGAGCGCAAUGAACAAGUUUUUCCACGGCUACCAUCAGGGACAGAGCGGGAGUAGCAGUGGCGGAGGUGCUGGUGGUGGUGGUGGUCCACUGAUCGAUCUGUAUGAAGAUGGACCUCAUCCGGCUAGUCUCGGCGGGGUGGUGCAUCCGUGCAAUGGGGGAUUGAUGCGCGAAGGUAUGUCGUACCCGUACGGACGACACAAGCUUGCGGGUAUUAGUUCAUCUCGCAUCGGUGAUCCGGCCGAUCCUCACGCCGAUCGACGCGGUGACUACGGUGCAGAGGACGAACCGAUCUCGGCCGAUCUCGACCUAUCCAGCGACGAUCGGAUCGAUGUGGAAAGUGAGGACGACUACAAAUCGCCGGCAGAGCGUGGCACUUCCGGUACGCUCACUUACCACGAGAUGCUUCUGAACGGCCGCAAAUCAACGCCAAUGGAAGCCCCACCAAACUCUACUUCUCCUUCUUCUCCUCUGCCACCACCACCACCACCAGCACAACCUCCUGUGCCGGCAGCACAUCCUUCGCCCACGAUCGAACCGUCCGGUGAUUACUCCCCCCACUGUAGCCCUUCCCGGAUGGCGCGCGACUCGGACGAUUACUACAUCGAAGAAGACGAACAGUCCGAGAAGGGUAGCAGUAGUAGUAGCGGCAGCAGCAGCGUCGGCGGUUCUCUGGAAGAAUCACACCCACAGUCUGGCAAGGAGCGGCGGCAACAUCAUCAUCACACACACUUCUACACCGAGCUGCAACCGUCCGGGCUGGUGUCUGGGGCGGGGGAACAGCCACUCCACGGGAGAGUUGUUCCCUCGGCCAACGGAACGCAUCCUACGGACGCCGGCGCUAGUCCCGGGUAUGGUGAGACGACGAAGCUGUUUGAUGGAACCGAAUCGUCGUUUGCUUCCCGCAAGCGAAAGUACGGCAACACGAAGGGCUUUAGCAUAGAGAACCUCAUCGGCUGCAGCGUGGAGGAUGGAUGAAUGAAUGUAAAACCGAUUGGGCGACGACGAUGACUACCUACCAAAACUACCUACAAGUUCCGAGACCGCGUUACCGGAGACAAAGCCAAAGCCAAAGAAAAUGACCCACUCCUCCAACUCCCGGUGCUUCAUCCGUGUAUAAAUCUGUGUGUAUAUGUGUGUGUGCGUGUGAGUGUGUGUGUCUGUAAGAGUGUUUAUGUAAAUAGCUGUGGCGGACGGUGUAACUAUCUCGGUUGUAGGACGCGCCGUCGGUUGUUUUGGUUCUGUGUACGCUGCUGCUAAUAGAUAAUUUUUAGAAUGCCAAGCCAUCCUACACCAAAAGGAAGGUCGCCCCAGAUAAUCGAACACAUUUGUAAAUAAUUAUAACACGAUUUUAGUCCUUUCGGUACCACACCUCCUCCUCAACCCCCGCGAAUGCUCUAGAGAUGAUCUAUAAAGAAACAAAUCUGAAUCCGAUUUCAAAAAAUGUUGUGACUUGUUGUGUCUGAUUCUUUACAGUAAAAAAAUACAUAUUCCUCCCCUCGGGUGGUUAAUUUGAAACUUACUCAUCAAUUUGCAACAAUUUCUGCUCCCGCCCCCCUUCUGCUCAUAGCUUCCAAUCGCCUCGCUUCUCAUCCUGCGGUGCCUUUUUCACCACUCCCAAGCUCCCAGUACGGAACACCUUCUCCGGCGGCACACACUUCGUAUGGGAUCCACCCGCAUUGCGCACCGCUCCGCCGAGCCGAAUCCGGUUCACGGGCACAAAGCUGUUCGUCACCAACGGAUGACUCCCUUCGAGGGUGGUCUGAAUGCCGCAGGCCAAACAUUUGCUAGCAUCGCUGCCCCUUCCGCCGGCCGCUACCCCGGCCGAGGAAGAAUCACCACCCAUGAUCGCCGCCGUCGCUUGCUGUUCCCUUUCCAGCUUCUGCCAGCGUGAUAGUACGCCCGUCAGCUGCUUGCGUAUCUGCGACACGUCCUGCGAGCCAGCCUUCGAUGCUAGCCCCUUCACCAGCUCGUACUGCACCGUGCGCAGGUUCUGAUCCAGAUCGUGCAGCUCUUCGCGCAGCUGCGUGAUGGUACGGGUAAGAUCGCGCACCGCCUCGUUGUACACGGCGUACGGGACGCGCUGCUGCAUGUCCGUCACCAGGGCGCGACGAUCCAGCUCGGUCUGCACGUCCAGCUUGUCCGCCUUGACGGUGGCGAGAUAGUUCGUCUGCUCGUUCAACGACCGCAGGUCCGCUCGCAGACCGUCGCGCUCCUUGUCCAUGCGCUGGAAUGUACGCUCUAUCUCCUGCACCUUCACGUCGUGCCGCUCGAGAUGCUUUUCAAUCGCUUUGAAGUUCACUUCGUAGUCGGAGAUUAGCAUACCCAGACAGUGGUUGUCGGUUUCCAGCUUUUCUACCUUUGGCUCUUGACUCCCGACACGGUACACCAGGUUGUCGAGUGCUCCGGCAAGCUUGAGCGUAUCUUCGUGCUGUGAUUGGCAGCGGGCUUUGAGGGCGAGUAUUUCCUCCUUCACAGUUUCCAGGUGGUCUUUGCAGCCUUCGAGAAUCGAGACGAACUCGAUCGCCGUUUGGGUGGAGUUAUCUUGGGCCGGAGUUUUGUCCUCCACUGUUGGCGUCUGUAGCUUUGGGACGGAGCUUGAGGAGCUUUUCAGUCCACGGGAAGGCGUGGGACGGCUCGGAGUACUUGGAGAUGACGGUCCAGUGGGCAUAUUGUCGUCCGAUUUAUCCGAAGAUGAUGUCGUUGAAUUUACCAACAAAUCGGAGCUCCGCUGCGUGAGUACAUCGCUUAACGAGGAUGGUUUCGAACUGACCGCUGGCGUCACAUCAUUCACAUUCGGUGGCAAUGCUUCUUCGCUAGCAAUCGGUGGGAGAUCUAUCUGCUCUGGAACAGGAACUUCGCUCACCUUCGUUGUCUCCUCAGGCUGUUGGGAUGCUGCAUUCGAAGGUGUUUCAGAAGGUGUCACUUUCUCCAAAGUAUUUCCCCCAUCAGUUCCAGCUAUAGCGCUGCUAGCAGCAUUCAAUUUACUCUGUUGCUUUUCGGCUCCAUAGCGGAUGUGCAGAUCGAUCAAGCUGGUCAGCAGCUUGUGCAGUGCCUUAAUGUUGAUACAUCCACCGCCGGAAGUGCCGAACGCUUCACCCAGCUGUCGGUUUAGCUCCUCAACCAAAACGUCAUUACUUUCACUCGACGAGACCAUUUUGAUAAAACCACCCCGAAACAGACGAACAAGGCCUACUGUGUGACUGGGGGAUAUGAGAAAUACCUUCCUGCUUCCUUUAUGAUCUCAGUAUGCCUGGUCCGAUCGGUCAGCACAACCACAAUCCUUCGAUUCGCUUGAUUUCUACUCUUUUGGGUUGAUUUACGAAGCAAAAUUCGAACCAUAGGCGAAAGAUAGCGUCGAAAGAACAGAUUGAAUUGAAGACAUACCGAGGGGAGGGUGGGCAAAGAAUAAUCCGCCACCGCGGACGAAGAUUAUUGCAUAAAUCGAACAUGUAAAUGCGCCCCGCUGCGAACAAUCAAAUCAUCAAGGAAUGUUUCCCCUCUGCACUUUCAAUACGGUACGACUACACCACCGACAGAUCGGUACGGUGCAAUGUUAAUCGUUAUUAGUGACGAAUGGUGGAACAUCGAGUUGGUGGAUUAAGCGAGCUCGGACCGGCAUAAAGGCCAUGAAAAAAGGUAUGACGACGGAUUAAGAGGAAGCAUCCAGCAAAUCUCACAACCAUCGAAACCCAUCCGGCUCAGCAGGAUAUGAAUCGGUCAGUUUCUCUCUCUCAUUCUCUCCAUUGCCUUUCAUCCCCAGGGCGUAAGUAGGACGAGAGGAUGUACACUUUAAUUGUUAUUUAAAUUACACUUCAAUUAAACGGUCCACUGCAGAUCAAAAUAUUUUUCCUUUACACCAUGCUUGCUUUCAUGCGCUCUUCUUCAUUGCAUAUUGCCAGUUACGGAUUACACGUAGGGCGCAGCCAGAGACAUGAGACGAGAAAACGGAGUCUUUGUCCUUUUUUUCUGCUGUCCCUUUCUUAAUCCUUAAAGACUCCUGCCGAUUUGACUGACAUCUUUGAUGUCUUCCACGGGAGUUUUAGAAUCAUGGACAGCAUACGCAAUAGAAUAGCUGGUUGCGUACUAUUUUUAACCGCAAAGUGAACAAGUGAAGAGCCAAAUGGAAGCAAUGAAAUACAAUGAACUCAGGAUCCUUCAAUUCUUUUGCGGACCGUUCUUAUGUACGGCAGAAUUUAUUAUUCUGCUAUGGGCAUAACAGUGUCCCAGAGCACGUCGAGAAAUCAUAUAAUUCGGAGAAAUUGAUGAUUCAGAAAUAUUUGUUUAAAUUCGAUAAAAUUGCUUCCUUAACUCGUUUCAAUGACUUUAUAGUGUUAAUAUAAACAUUUAAUUUACCAUCGGGGCUGUUUGCCUGCAAGCCAGCCUGUUACUGUCGAUGACAAAUUAUAUCCUGCCUUGUUCAUUUAAAUGCCCUCUCCCCGUUCUAAUCGCCGCUCCCUCCCUUAUCCGUACCAAAACACCCCUCCAAUUCAAUAAUAAAGCCAGUGGUCCUAUUUGCCACUUGCCACAUCAAUUGACUUAUCGUUCCCUCACACCAAUCGCUUUCCUCCCCGCAAAAGCAGUAGCGGCAAAAAGCGAUCAAACCUCUCUCUAAAUGGGCGUAAAUAGGUUAACAUAUUGCAGUUUAAUCCUUUUUAAUAUAGCCAGCACCACAUCCCACACCAUUUCGAUUAGAAGCCUCAAAUACGGUCACCGGCUUAAACCGCAAUAAACGGUACCUCUUGCGCUCUUCCCCCUACGCCUUCCUAUCGUUCUCCCUCUCUCUCUCUCCCUAUUUUGAGCACCGUUUGAACCACUUGUUUGCCGCCAUCCGAAGGAGAGAAAACAAAUAACCCUCGGCGGCCUCGUUACCAAACAAAAUCGACCGAAAUCGACCACGAAAAGCAAUUUGUCAUUCCCGCACAUAGCGACCAAACUAACACCACCCCGGGAUGGUGUGGUGCGGGUGGAUUUUGCACCCGGACGGCACCCUUCCCUCUCCCGCGCGUCGAAAACCGGGAAAUCAUCUCGCACGCCCGGCGAUGAUUAAAAACGGGCUGUCCAUAAACGACGAUGAUAAUAAUCCGUGAAAUAUCACCAGCUUCAUGUGUUGAUGUGUGUAUAUGCACCACAACCAUGCAUUUGUUGUCAUCGAAAUGCAACAUCCUCCACAGAUGCUUCUCUUCCUCUUCCAGACCCGGGGAUUGCAGGAUCAAACAUUUCUUCGUGCAUCCACACCCCCCCGGUGACACGGCUAACAAAAGGGACACAGGAUGAUUCUUUUGUGGACAGAGGGAUUACGGUUCGGAAUAAACAGUACUUACCCUUGAAUGGCGGGCAAAGAAUGGCGCACUCACUCGCGUCGACGAUGCACCUUUUGGAUCAUUUCCACCGAAAGAAGCGAUUUUUUUUUUUGCUCACAUUUUACCAUCGGGCUGAAAUCGGAUCGCGGAUCGCUGCACACAGACACAGGAUCGGGGCUCGUUUGUUUACACUUGUGCUUUCUGCGACUACUCCACACCAUUUAUCAUUCGUCCGGAUUAAUCGCCGGGCAAAUGCAACGAGCCGAAAGGUGGCAUGCGUUAGCAAACGGAGACCAUUUUUUGUUUGCUGUGUCGGGGUACUACGAUGCAAGAAUGCCGGGGAAAGGAUUAACAGUUCCGGCACAAACAAAUGUGUCUCUUUUCUCGGUAUUGCCACGAGUGUUCAUGAAGUACUUUGGAGGAAUGGAAAUUUUGCACCAACCCGCGAGUUUAUGGCAUUUUUCCUGUUUCACUUUUCAAUGAUUGUCCAUGAUAGCGUUCUUCGCGAUAUCUGCCAAUUAUAAAUUGAGAUUACACUCCAACAAUUCCACUUCCGCAAGUAAAAGUGAGGUUAUACUAGUUGCACUGUGUCUUCCGUUUGUUUACGUUUGAUAUCCUUGCACAUGCAUGAACCUUGUGCAAAAAAACUCUAAAUUUUUAAUUCCAUCAUAACAAAAAACUUACACUUUUUCCAGUUUAAAAUAAAGAAUUUGAGCACGUCUGAUAUUAAUCUAAAUGUUUAGAAAUAUUUCAAAUUUAUUAAAUUCAUCAACUGUCAAUCUCUAUGAACCUUGGGCCUCUACGGUGCUGCGUCCAAUGUCAACGCGACGGUAUCAAAACAUUGUCACUUUUUCACGCAUUCGGGCAAACAUCCUCAAACGGUUCGGAUAACAUAUCGCCCUCGUUCCUUCGAAGCAAAGCACACAAUAAUUGAAGAAAAAACAACACAUCAAUCGAAAGAAAAUAAGUCCGGCCCCACCAUGAGCCAACCGACGGAGGAAAAGAUGGACAUCGAUAAC
This is a messenger RNA of Anopheles gambiae (African malaria mosquito), 8209 nucleotides long. Its product is annotated as fork head domain-containing protein FD3. The record is from RefSeq and is a predicted model, not a curated record. Gene Ontology annotation, molecular function: RNA polymerase II cis-regulatory region sequence-specific DNA binding; DNA-binding transcription factor activity, RNA polymerase II-specific. Lineage: Eukaryota; Metazoa; Arthropoda; Insecta; Diptera; Culicidae. Bases 871 to 2865 code for a protein of 664 amino acids. Gene Ontology annotation, biological process: regulation of transcription by RNA polymerase II; cell differentiation; anatomical structure morphogenesis. The transcript is spliced from 2 exons.